Messenger RNA from Rhodofomes roseus, 749 nucleotides. RefSeq lists its product as uncharacterized. The annotation marks the transcript as partial. The transcript has 5 exons. Lineage: Eukaryota; Fungi; Basidiomycota; Agaricomycetes; Polyporales; Fomitopsidaceae. The record is from RefSeq and is a predicted model, not a curated record.
AGCGACUGCGUAUUCACACUUCGGUGAGCAUAACAUCCCCGGUCGUCACGACAGAUGCAGUCUCAUACCUAUUCCGAAUGCAUCAACACCAAAAUCUACAGCACUGUUGAGUUCCAUUCGAUUGGAUACCGCGUCUGGACAUUGCGCGACGUCAAGCUCUACAGCGGGACGAGCCUUGUCAACGUAUUGACAACCAUAGAAAGCGCCGAUCUCGGCACGGCGUGGACGACGUUUUUCCUCAUCUCGUACCAGGCCAACUCCAGCCUGCACUUCACGGCGGUCGACACCUGGUCGGAGCUGUCUGGCAUAUCGUUCAUGCUCAUCAACGCGCAAACGGGCUCGCGCAUCCAGUACGACUCCCGUGCCGGGUCAAAUAGGACGACCAACCGCACGGACAAGUCAUCAGGGGGUUCGUACCAGAUGCGCCCGCUCGCCGUGAAGAUCACUAGCGUGGUUGACCAUGACGACGCCCUCGAGGCGAAGUGCGCGGAGAGCCAUGGUGGAAGCUUCAUUCCGAGUUCUCAAUGAUGCACGUUGCGGCGAAUCGCCCUAUGAUUUUGUGUACUUCACUUAUUGGUUGAUUAUACAGUGCCGCGCACCGUUUGGCACUGUGGUCGUGCUCGCAGCCAGGUGAUCGUUGUUGCUGUCCUCGGAUGCUCUCGUGGACAAAAUGCUGUCUCACGUACAUCACGACAUAAUAUUUAGUCCGAUAGAUACAGCACAUAUUCAUAUCCGAACUAUGGUCAGCC